Coccinella septempunctata (seven-spotted ladybird) is the source of this 1082-nucleotide messenger RNA. RefSeq lists its product as uncharacterized. The record is from RefSeq and is a predicted model, not a curated record. The transcript has 2 exons. NCBI's taxonomy places the organism in Eukaryota, Metazoa, Arthropoda, Insecta, Coleoptera, Coccinellidae. Bases 229 to 942 code for a protein of 237 amino acids.
UGAAAAGGAAAUGAGAGCAGAGGGAAUGAGGGGCAAUGUGAGGAAAUUAAAAGGUUGAGAGGGGAAAUCAAAAGCGAAGUUACUCCAUUGAACUCUAAAAGAACAAUGAGUUGCUCAUACGCAUACGAAAAAUAGGUUAUGUACCUCGAAUCGAAAUAGGGGCGCUUUAUAUACGCUGUAUGUGCAUGAGAACGAUAACUACGCUUGUAUUCAAUAUAAAAUACGAAGAUGGAUAUAUUUCAAUGGUUUGAGAGCGAAAAAGGAAUUGAAAUUCCUCUCUAUUUAAAGAAUCUUCUUAAAGCAUCAGGCUAUGACAAUAAACUUGUUUUGAGCAAAAUAUCGGAUGACGAUUUUGGAAAAAUCGAGAAAUUUGCUUCUACGAAACUGAUAACAAUUGCUUCUCCCCAUGAGUACAGAGACUUUUAUGGGCCUUAUUUUGACAAAUUCCCAUCGGAAUUUGAGAUAGUAGAUGGUCAUAAAAAUCUUAUCCGUGAAAUAAGAGAAAUCCUAAAACAAGGCCAAAUAAGGAAACAUGAUAAAUGUACAAUGACGGAUGAAAAUCUAGAAGACUGUUCUGAGAAUGAUUUAAGCUCAAACUUGAAAAUGGAACCUAUUGACAUAGAUGAAGAAAACUCUUUUAUUAGCAGACAAACUAAACAAUCAUUAAAAGCAAAAUAUGAAAUAGAGUUUAUAACCGAAGAUUAUGAUAGCGCAUGGAACAGAAUGCAUUUCCAGACAUCUUUGAAUGCUGCAAAUUAUUUGAUUUGCUACAUUACCUGCUUCUGUGAAGAAAGAAUAAAAGUUUCCAAGUUACCAAAGUCGAAAAACUGUAAGCCCAGAUGGAUCCUCUCCAAUUUUUAUGUGCACUUUGAAAAGAAACAUAUCAGAAAGAUAAGCGAAAGAAAGCUAAUUAGUGGUCAUGACUUUAGCCAUGAAAAAUGAAAAAUUUUAUACUAGUUCUUCUUUUCAUAUUUUAUCUUUUAAAAUAUUUUAUAUCGUAGCCCCUUAAGUGUAUAUAUGUAUAUUAGUGUUUAUUCACACAAUCACAUUUGUUCUUAGAAAUAAAAAUCUUUUUUUAUCAA